AUGAUUUUCCUCAUGGACCUCCAGAUGAUGCUGCUGGACGUGAUCUACUUCAUCCUGCGCAACUCCGUCCGGGUGGUCCUGCGCCCGCGCACCAAGCCCAUCGACGGCGAGCUGGUGCUGAUCACCGGGGCGGGGGGCGGCCUGGGUCGCCUCUUCGCCCAGGAGUUCACCAAGCACGGGGCGGACGUGGUGCUCUGGGACAUAAACAGCGGGGAGAACGAGCGGACGGCCCGGCUGGUGGGCGAGAUGGGGGGCACGGCGCACGCGUACACGGUGGACGUGACCGACCGGGCGGACGUGUACCGCAAAGCGGAGCUGGUGCGGAAGGACCUGGGCCGGGACGUCACGGUGCUGGUGAACAACGCCGGGGUGGUGGCCGGGCGGCGCCUGUUGGACUGUCCCGAUGAACUGAUCGAGAGGACCAUGAAGGUCAACUGCCACGCCCUCUUCUGGACGGUGAAGGCCUUCCUCCCUCAGAUGAAGGCCCAGAAUCACGGACACAUCGUCACCAUUGCCAGCGUCCUGGGCCUCUUCAGCACAGCGUGUGUGGAGGAUUACUGUGCCAGUAAGUUUGCUGCAGUGGGCUUCCACGAGUCUCUGGCACACGAGCUGCUGGCCGACGAGGUUGAAGGGGUGAAGACGACCCUGGUCUGCCCUUACAUCGUAGACACGGGCAUGUUUGAAGGCUGCAAGAUAAGGGAGGAAGCGGAGCUGUUCCUUCCUCCUCUGGAGCCCCAGUACUGCGUGGAGCAGGCCAUGAACGCCAUCCUGGUAGACCAACCACUGGUGUGCAUUCCCCGCCUCACGUACCUGCCUUUCCUCUCCAGAGCAUUGUUGCCGUGGGAAUCUAACGUGGUUACGUAUCGUUUCCUGGGGUCUGACAAGUGCAUGUACCCUUUCAUCGACACCAAGAAGGAACAAACAUCUAAUGGCGCCGUCACGGUUGCAUAGUUGUACCCAAGUGGACUAAACUGUCAAAUUAAAAUCAAAUGUCCCUUAAAAAAAAGCGGGUCGUACUGCCCGGCUACAGCCCAGAGUCCGUAAGGAAAGCAAAUGGACCCAUUCUGGAGUGUGUGCUAGAUGACCACUCAGCCAAGUGGUCAUCAGCACGCUAAAAACACUUCAGCAAAGCUUAAACGUCCUUUCAAACACACACACACACACACACACACACACACACGUGAAAUGCCACAAUACUGUACAGUGAGUUUUGAACCAUCUAAAUUAGAGUUACUUCAAUUUCUCUAAUUGAAUAAUGUACUACGGUAAUGUUCCGCCUUAUGUUUACAUAAAAUAAAAGGAAUGAAAAAGACUCUCAAAAAACUGGUGUAUAUCUUUCUAUGAAAUAUCUAGCAGGUAAAUUCUAUGAAAAGUGAUGUAAAUAUGAAUAUUGAUAGUAUAUUUCACAGAUAAUAAAUAACAUU
Molecule: messenger RNA, 1424 nt
Organism: Pungitius pungitius (ninespine stickleback)
Lineage: Eukaryota; Metazoa; Chordata; Actinopteri; Perciformes; Gasterosteidae
Gene: rdh20
Product: retinol dehydrogenase 20
Exons: 5
Coding region: 1-951 (316 amino acids)
Cellular component (GO): lipid droplet
Molecular function (GO): oxidoreductase activity, acting on the CH-OH group of donors, NAD or NADP as acceptor
Source: RefSeq, a predicted model, not a curated record